Molecule: messenger RNA, 1533 nt
Organism: Penaeus indicus
Lineage: Eukaryota; Metazoa; Arthropoda; Malacostraca; Decapoda; Penaeidae
Product: paired box protein Pax-6-like
Exons: 13
Coding region: 1-1533 (510 amino acids)
Biological process (GO): regulation of transcription by RNA polymerase II; anatomical structure development
Molecular function (GO): DNA-binding transcription factor activity, RNA polymerase II-specific; RNA polymerase II cis-regulatory region sequence-specific DNA binding
Source: RefSeq, a predicted model, not a curated record
AUGGGCGGCGUGUACGUCAACGGGCGGCCGCUGCCGGACCACAUCCGCCACAAGAUCGUAGAGAUGGCCCACUCUGGCGUGCGAUCGUGCGACAUCUCCCGCAUCCUCCAAGUGUCCAAUGGCUCUCUCUGGUGUCUCCUUGCAGGCCACAGCGGCAUAAACCAACUGGGGGGCGUGUAUGUGAAUGGGCGCCCCCUACCCGACUCCACGCGGCAGAAGAUCGUGGAGCUGGCCCACUCGGGCGCCAGGCCUUGCGACAUCUCCCGCAUUCUCCAGGUGUCCAAUGGCUGCGUCUCCAAGAUCCUGGCCAGAUACUACGAGACAGGCUCCAUCAAGCCCCGAGCCAUCGGCGGGUCGAAGCCGCGAGUGGCGACGCCCCACGUGGUCACGAAGAUCGCAGACUACAAGCGCGAGUGCCCCUCGAUCUUCGCGUGGGAAAUCCGCGACCGACUUCUCUCCGAGGGCGUCUGCACGAACGACAACAUCCCCAGUGUCUCCUCCAUCAACCGCGUCCUCAGAAACCUCGCCGCCCAGAAGGAGCAAGCGACGGGCGUGGGCGUGGCAGCGGGCGGUGGCGAGAGCGUGUACGACAAGCUGCGGAUGUUCAACGGCGGGGCUGCGGCUGCGGGCUGGGCUGCGGCGUGGUACCCUGGGGCAGCCGCAGGGCACCUCGGCCUCCCGCAACACCACAACACCGCGCUCCCUCCCCUGGGGGGGGAGGGCCACCACAGGCUGAGGGAUGAUAAACACAAAUCAGACAACAACAACGAGGUCACGAGCGACGGCAACAGCGAACACAACUCCAGCACGGACGAGGACUCCCAGCUGCGCCUCCGCCUCAAGAGGAAAUUGCAGAGAAACAGGACUUCCUUCACCAACGAACAGAUCGACGCCCUCGAGAAAGAGUUCGAGCGUACACACUAUCCUGACGUCUUCGCCCGGGAGCGGCUGGCGGAGAAGAUCGGGCUUCCGGAGGCACGGAUACAGGUUUGGUUCAGUAACCGCCGGGCCAAGUGGCGCCGAGAGGAGAAGCUGCGGAACCAGCGCCGAAGUGUGGACCAAGUGGGCGUGGGCGUGGGCGUGGGGAUGGCCAACAGUGCAGCCGCAGCAGCCUCCAGACUCCCCCUCCAGUCAGGCUUCAACUCCAUGUACCCGUCCAUCCCCCAGCCCAUCGGCACCAUGGCGGAUACGUACAGCUCCAUGUCCGGAUCGCUGAGCUCCAUGGGCGGGUCGUGCCUGCAGCAGCGGGACGCCGCCUCCGCCUACCCGUACAUGUUCCACGACCCGCUGUCCUCGCUCUCCUCCUCGUACCAGCGGUCCUCGUCGCAACUCGCCUCCUGCGGGAACGCGGCGUCGCAGGCAGCCGUGUCCUCCUUCAACGCCGCAAGCCACGCGGCGGCCGCAUCCUACGCCGCGGCCACGUCCUCUGCGGGCGGCACGGGUGUGAUAUCAGCGGGCGUGUCAGUCCCAGUUCAGAUUCCCAGUCAAACCCCCGACCUCAGCGCCGCCAACUACUGGCCGAGGCUGCAGUGA